CGUCCAGUGACGUCACAACCCUCGUGGCCCGCCCGUCAAGUCAGAGCCAUGCCGCCGUCCCCGGGGUCGGUUUUGCGGGCGCUGCUCACCCGCUGGAGAUCCUACAAAUAUCGUUUUGUCCCCUGGGUGGCGCUGAACCUGGCUCGUAACCGCAGAACGUUGCGCUAUGUGUCCCCUGGCUGCAGUGAUAAAGUCACUGCUGAUGCUGAAGUCUGUUCCACGCUCAUCACAUUCCUCCGGGCGCUGUUCACAUCUGAUAUAACCAGACAACGGGACCUACUGUCUCUGCUGCCUCCAAGCACCUGCGCCAUGUACCCUGCACCCGAUGGCAGCCAUCACCAGCAGUGCCCACACGCCACCCACCAUGCGGAUGAAGUCAUGUACAAGUGUCUUGGAUUCUCUAUCGAUCGGCACCCAAGCUCUUUGGAUGAAGCAGGGACCGGAGUCUUUGUCUCCAAAGGGUUUGUGCCAAAAGGAGCCUUAGUGUCAAUGUAUCCUGGUACUGUAUACCAGAAUUAUGAACCUGUCUUUUUUCAAUCAAUUGGAAAUCCAUUUAUUUUUCGGUGUCUGGAUGGAAUUCUCAUUGAUGGGAACGACAAGGGGAUCUCCAAAUCUGUCUACAGGUCCUGCAGUGGAAGAGAUCAGCUAGGACCCCUGAAGAUGUGUGACUGCACCUGGCUGACCAGCACCCCCCGUAAUCCGCUGUCUGUGGGGCAGUACAUUAAUAACUGCUCCAAUGGUAAUGUACACGUGUCCCGCACUAAUUGUAUACAGAACAUUUGUAAGAAGCAGUGUAACAAAUACAUGAGCGGUUACUUCAUACACAUCACGCGUCUUCUUCCCGCAGAACGCGCCGCCAACGUCUGUUAUCAAGAGUUCGAUGUCCCUGAGUCCUUCCCGGUGGAACUGAGACAGUACAUCCCCAAUGUCCGCUACUCCCAUGAUGUGGAGGGGCCAUUGCGCUGUGUGGUUCUUGUCGCUCUCAGGGACAUUCACUGCGGUGAGGAGCUCUUCUCUAACUAUUUCACUCUCGUACAGUAACAGACCAGGUCACCGCUCAGACACCUCACGGGAAGAUCAGAUCUAUUGUAAAAACUGUACAUUGCAAUCCUGGACCCCAAAACCACGGAUGAUCGUCUGCCUGAGACUGAAGAAGACAAUUUUGUACAUGCUAAGGAUAAAAUAUUAUGUAUAAUAAAUUCAUUUAUAUAUUUUGUGAGAA
This is a messenger RNA of Hyla sarda, 1222 nucleotides long. It is a transcript of the gene SETD9, whose product is annotated as SET domain containing 9. The coding region runs from base 49 to 1041 and encodes 330 amino acids. Lineage: Eukaryota; Metazoa; Chordata; Amphibia; Anura; Hylidae. The transcript has 5 exons. Gene Ontology annotation, molecular function: protein binding. The record is from RefSeq and is a predicted model, not a curated record.